AUGAGUUUGAUAGAACAAGCAAUGGAUUCUCUGUCAGGGCUGAAACAAAGAUGUCGGGGAGUGUCAUUUGUGCUAAUUUUAUCUUUAACCGCAUUUUUGGGAUUUGUUGUGUUUUCACCAGUCUUCAUUACCGUAUUUUUUCUAAAGCUACCAUGCGCGCGCUGGAUUGUGGAUACUAUAAUCAGCACGUGGUUUGCUUUAGCCGUGGGCGCGUUUGAACUCUUGUACGGUGUUAAAAUUUCCGUGCAAGGUGAUGUUUCUAAUAUAGACAAAUGCUGUAGCUCUCUGGUUAUAAUGAAUCAUAGAACUAGAAUGGAUUGGCUGUUCUAUUUUGCCGUACAAGCCAGAUACAGCUCCUUAAGGAGAUUCAAAAUUUCUUUAAAAGACGAAUUACGUCAUGCACCAGGUGCAGGCUGGGCUAUGCAAGCAAAACAAUUUCUUUUUUUAAAAAGAAACUGGGAUCUUGAUAGAGCUCGAAUUGAAAACUCUUUGAAACAUUUCCAGUGUGUUAACUAUUACCCGCAGUUGUUAUUUUUUCCGGAAGGAACAGAUUUUACGCCGUACACACGUAACAAGAGUAGACAAUAUGCUAAAAAGAACGACCUUCCGGAAUACGAGUACGUACUUCACCCUCGGACCACGGGAUUUACUUCCGUCUUUGGUUACAUGAAAUCAUAUAACAAUUUAAAACAAGUGGUUGAUGUUACAAUAGCCUACCCUCAAAAUAUUCUACAGAACGAAACAGAUCUACUCAAUGGAAACAUUCCUAGAGAAAUUGUAUUCACGGUGAAAACUUACAGUGCCGAGGAACUUCCGGAAAGCAGUGAAACCGCGUUAGCGGGGUGGCUGGAGGACCGAUGGCGCGAAAAGGAGGCCUUCCUAAAGUCAUUUUAUGAAAAUAAACAAACAGGCACCAACGAUUAUGAUUUUAAUCAAAAUUUAGAAAUAGAAAGAGAUCUAACUCUGUACUCGAUCGGUGCUUUACUAUUCUGGGCAUUUAUUUCAGCAGUAACUGUUUGGUGUCUUCUAUUUUAUGCAUACUUUAGAUGGAUUUUCCUUAGCUUGAGUGUCAUCAAUGUAAUCAUAAGUACCAUCAUGGGAUUUGACGCGCUUUUUACUAAGCUGUCGGUUAUGUGA
Mercenaria mercenaria is the source of this 1137-nucleotide messenger RNA. RefSeq names its product lysocardiolipin acyltransferase 1-like. The coding region runs from base 1 to 1137 and encodes 378 amino acids. The transcript has a single exon. Gene Ontology annotation, cellular component: endomembrane system. NCBI's taxonomy places the organism in Eukaryota, Metazoa, Mollusca, Bivalvia, Venerida, Veneridae. Gene Ontology annotation, molecular function: acyltransferase activity. The record is from RefSeq and is a predicted model, not a curated record.